Molecule: messenger RNA, 1841 nt
Organism: Hevea brasiliensis (rubber tree)
Lineage: Eukaryota; Viridiplantae; Streptophyta; Magnoliopsida; Malpighiales; Euphorbiaceae
Product: mitochondrial carrier protein MTM1
Exons: 10
Coding region: 120-1358 (412 amino acids)
Biological process (GO): mitochondrial transmembrane transport
Source: RefSeq, a predicted model, not a curated record
AAGGAAUCUGGAAAAAUGCUUUAUAUGCUUUUAAAACCUAAAUAUUUGAUUCCUUUUAUUUAAGAAAACUCUCUCUGUCUCAGAUUGAUCCUCUCUUUGGCCGCUUUGGAUCAAAGGAGAUGGUGGAGGUAGAGAGAACUCAGAAUCCAUGGGUAAGUGCAGAGCAAAUAUCAAGAGUCGAAAUCAACGGUCACGAUUUGUUCAUGUCGGAAUCCUUGGUGGUAGAUGGAGCGGAGCCUGGUUUCUCUGCUUCUCAGCCUCAACAAUCAAACAGUAAGACCGAUGGCAAUUUAGGGCUUGGGGAAAGAGCUCUCUCUGCUGCUGGUGCUGCCUUUUUAUCGGCUAUUAUUGUUAACCCUCUUGAUGUUGCCAAGACAAGGUUGCAAGCGCAGGCUGCAGGGGUUCCUUACUCCCACCCACUAAGUAACAUCACCAGUCGAAUGGCAUAUUUUGGCCCUAACAUGAUGUUUGCUGAUUUAAGGUGUUCACCAUCAUGCACCCGUGCUGGAAUUCAUGGAACAGUAUCAAUUUGCCCCCCUGAUUGUUUUCAGUACAAAGGAACUCUUGAUGUCUUCCACAAAAUCAUACGACAGGAAGGAAUUGCUAGGCUAUGGAGAGGCACAAAUGCUGCUCUGGCCUUGGCCGUACCAACGGUGGGAAUCUACCUACCAUGCUAUGAUGUGUUUCGUAAUUGGAUGGAGGAUUUUUCCUCCCAGAAUAUUCCUGGUGCAACACCAUAUGUGCCUUUAGUAGCAGGUUCAUUGGCACGUUCUUUAGCUUGCGCAACUUGUUACCCUGUUGAACUUGCAAGAACUCGCAUGCAGGCAUUUAAAGCAGCCCAAAUUGGUAAACCUCCCGGAGUUUGGAAAACUCUGUUGGAGGUCCUCUCCAAUGUCAGGAGCACAAAUAAUGUCCAAAACAACUUGGGAGGUUACCGCGUGCUAUGGACAGGCAUGGGGGCACAGCUUGCUCGUGAUGUUCCAUUCUCUGCAAUUUGUUGGUCAAUCCUUGAGCCAAUCAGGAGGAGACUAUUAAGUUUGGCUGGUGACGAAUCCAAUGUGGCAAGUGUUCUUGGAGGGAACUUUUCUGCUGGUUUUGUUGCAGGUAGUCUUGCUGCCGCUGCUACCUGUCCUCUAGAUGUUGCCAAAACGCGAAGACAGAUAGAGAAGGAUCAUGUAAGGGCAUUGAGGAUGACAACACGGCAAGUAUUGUUGGACAUUUGGAGGGAUGGAGGAGUGAAAGCACUGUUCACAGGUGUUGGUCCUCGAGUUGGUCGUGCAGGCCCAUCUGUUGGGAUUGUGGUUUCAUUUUAUGAAGUUGUGAAGUAUGUUCUGCAUCGUCAGUAUGCAACUUCCUAACAGAAGGGGCUUUCUUUGCUUUAUCCGUUCUUUUUGGGGUCUGUUGAAUCAAUUUUUGGUGACAAGUAUACGAGAAGAAUUAGCCACUGGAUAUCAUAUGAAUAAUGUGGCAAGCAAAGAAGAGAAUACAGUUCUGAUAGUGUUGGGUUCUGAUAGUGCACGAUGGAAGUCUGGGAUCUUUGUCCAGUUUUGUUUUCCAGGGAACUUCCAAUGUACAGCUCGGAAUGAUCCGGAAUUUUGUUAAUUUGGGAGAUUUCCCUAACAUAGGACUUCUGUGACUUCUGAUAGUUCACAAUUUUUUUUCCCUUAAUAGUUUUUUUUCUUAAUUUUUAAUUCACAUUAACAGAAGUUUUUGCAAGUGUUUUGGUGGCUCCAUUUUUGCAGUUAGGGUUAGGCUUGUUAUGGAUUUUGACGUACAAGGAUAGCCUUAAUCGGGAUUUUGUUCAGAAAUUCUUUUAUCUGACUGACUGCAAUUUUGUGUCA